CUCGUACGUACCUGCUAACAGGCAGGCAGCCAGGCAGCAAAUUCACUUGUCGUUCCAUUUCGAGAUAGCCGGUCAAUUGUGCUAGCUCGAGUGCAGCCACGCAGCUCGAGCGAGAAAAAUUGUGUCAUGUUUCAAAUACUUGUGCGGUGAAUAAUUAAAAAAAAAAAGAAAAGUACGUGCUAUACCGAUUACAAAACCCAAGUGAAUAAGCCCUAGAGCUCCAUCUUUGAUUAAAUCGAAACUUGCUGUGUCCGAUUCAUACCGAAAUGUAUGAUGUGCCUCUGCCCAAACGCAUACAUUACACCUGCUACAAAUUAUGAUUUCCAUUGGAGGUACCACAAUGACUUCAACGAUGCAGCUCGUCUCUCGAAUUAAAACAAUGAGAGUUCACUUGUCUACCCUAUUAAUGAUACUCAUAUUUUCGGUUUCAUCAUCUGGGGCAUUUGAUGGGUAUGAUAAAUAUCAACGAUUUGAUGGAUCGUAUAACAACUGGGAACAUCCGCAUUGGGGUAAAACAGAUAGUCAUCUCACGCGUAAAACACCCGCAGACUAUCAAGAUGAGGUUUACAUGAUAGCAGGCCAAGAUAGACCUUCUGCCCGAAAAUUAAGCAACUUAUUCAUGCACGGAGAAGAUGGUUUACCUUCAAUUACUAAUAAAACUGCCCUUUUUGCAUUUUUCGGACAAGUUGUUGCUAUGGAAAUCAUUAUGUCAAGCGAACAUGGCUGUCCCAUAGAACUUCGCAAAAUUGAUGUAGAUAAAUGCGAUCCAAUAUUCGAUAAGAAAUGCGAAGGUAACAAGUAUAUUCCAUUUUUACGUGCUGCUUACGAUCCCAAAACAGGAAAAAAUCCUAAUAGUCCACGAAAACAGAUAAAUAAAGUAACCAGUUGGAUCGAUGGAAGUUUUAUUUACUCGAAUGAUGAAAAUUGGGCUCAUUCUAUGAGGACUCAUCAAAAUGGUACUUUGCGUACGGACCCGAGUGGAAAGUUUCCUGUACGAAAUGAUGCACAGAUGCCUCUUUUCAACAAAGACGUAGCGAAUUCCCACCGCAAUCUCGACCCCAAACGACUUUUCUUACUUGGAGAUUCAAGAUCAAAUCAGAACCUUCCACUGCUUGUUUUUGGAAUUGUAUUUCAUCGAUGGCACAAUGUUGUAGCGAAUAAGAUUAAAAAUGAAAACCCUGAUAUGAGUGAUCAUGAGUUAUUCUAUGAAGCUCGAAAAUUCGUUACAGCAACUUUACAGAACGUUAUCAUGUACGAAUAUCUUCCUGCUUUAUUGGGCGAACCUAUGCCAAAAUAUUCAGGUUACAAUUUUGAUCUUCAUCCAGGAGUAAGUCCCAUUUUUCAGAGUGCAGCCUUCCGUUUUGGGCAUUCGAUGAUACCACCUGGUAUCCUCAGACGAAACAACCAAUGCGUAUAUCGCUCUACGAGAAAUAGCCACCAGGCCGUACGAUUAUGCAAUACUUGGUGGGAUGCAAGUGAAGCAAUAAAAGACAGCCCCGUGGAGGAAUUGAUAAUGGGCAUGACGUCGCAGCUGUCCGAGCGCGAAGAUCACCUACUGAGCGCGGAGCUUCGCGACAAUCUUUUCGGACCUCUCGAAUUCACGACGCGCGAUUUAGCCGCCCUGAACAUCAUGCGCGGCCGAGAUAACGGCCUGUCGGACUACAAUACCGCCAGAAAGUCCUUCGGUCUCAAGCCCCGUAAAACCUGGAACGAAAUAAAUCCCAAAUUGUUCCGAAAUAAUCCGGAAUUGUUGCGCACACUGAUGGAGACGUACAACAAUGACUUGUACAACAUCGACGUCUAUGUAGGUGGUAUGCUCGAAUCCAGCGACGGCCCUGGCGAACUCUUCAAAACUGUCAUCAAGGAGCAAUUUUUACGCAUCCGCGAUUCCGAUCGAUUCUGGUUCGAAAAUGAUAAAAAUGGAUAUUUCUCUGCAGAGGAAAUUGAGGAAAUUAAAAAGAUAACUUUUUGGGAUAUAAUUGUUAAUGCAACUGAUGUGGAACCGAACGAUAUCCAACGUGACGUUUUCACCUGGCAUCAGGGUGAUCCUUGUCCUCAACCUGUUCAACUAAAUACAGCAAUGUUGGAACCAUGUGCACCUUUACAACAUCAUGACUAUUUCCAGAACAGCCAAUUUGUAUACACAUACGCUUGCAUAUUUUUAUGCUUCGUGCCAGUUUUGUGCGCCAGUGCAGGAUAUGGCGUUGUAAAACUACAGAAUCGGAGACGUCGUCGAAUGAGGAUCCAGCAAAAGUUCCCGAAUCAAAUCUUUGGCGGAAAAGUUAAUGUCGAUAAAUUGUUCGUACGCGAAUGGUUGCACGAGAAUUUCCGACGUCGGGUUAAAAUCGAAUUCAUGUCCGACUCGUCUCUUCACUUGCUCAAUCGCAAAGGCGACAUACUUAGAAAAUUCAGAUUCGUUUCAGGUUCAGCUACAGAACCUAAUAUGUCGGAUCCAGUUACGAUCUACCAAUCAAACGGAGUUGACAACAUCAAUCCUAAAAGAGGCCUCGUUUGUUUUCGUACGAAAAAUGAUUACGAUCUUGUGUUAGAACUGGAUUCAUUCAUUUCACAAGAAAAAUUUAUGAGCAAAAUUUUUACUUUCUUACAUCGUCGCAAUGUACCGUACAAAAUGUACGUAGCAAACCCAGCAGAUAUAUGCAAAAACGCAGUAACCAGAGAGGCCCGACAAGAGAAAUUAGAAGACUUUUUCAGAGAAGCUUACGAGCUUCGCGAGUUUCCAAUCGAAACAAAUAAGGCCCGAAGAAGCUCAAUGGAUAAUCAUCAAGAAAAAGAAAUUCUAUCGAAGAACACAACACUGUCCAUAAGUGAAUUUGCCAAAGCAUUGGGUAUGAAACCCGAUGAAUUCUUCGUCACGCACAUGUUCAAAGCAGUAGACAGAGAUGGCGAUGGACGGAUAUCUUUCAAGGAAUUCUCCGAGACUGUCGUUCAAUUUGCGAAGCCUUCAGCGGAGGAUAAAAUGGCGAAUAUGUUCAAGUUGUUUGGUGGCGGUGACACAGAUAGCUACCUCCAGAAGAAAGACUUCUCAGACAUAAUACGCUCGCUUGUAAAUGUGGCUCGUACUACCAGCCUUUCCGACGAGAAAGUCACUGAAAUUAUUGACGACUUAUAUGAUAAAUGCCAUCUGAAGGAAAAACAUCAGUUGAGCUUUGAGGAUUUCAAAGAAAUUAUGAAAGAAUACAAGUCAGAUUGGGGAGUAAUCGGUAUUGACCUCAAAGGGGCGAAUCAGAAUUUCAUACACGUUAGGAAGAAUACCGAUCGUAUGAGUAAAUUCGCUAUAGAGUCAGACGCUACCAUAGGAAGGAAGAAUUUUUUGGUGAAAAUGUGGAAAAAAUGGAAUAACCUUGUAAAAAAUUGGAACGUUCUCGUAACUUUUCUCGAAGAAAAUCGGCAGCAUAUAUUCUUUCUUUUUGUUUUCUACGUCAUCACGUUUGUUUUGUUCACCGAGAGGUUCUUUCAUUAUUCUUUCAUGGCGGAGCACACGGAUCUACGCCACGUGAUGGGCGUGGGAAUAGCGAUCACACGUGGAUCUGCGGCAUCCCUGUCCUUUUGUUACAGUUUGAUACUGCUGACGAUGUGCCGCAAUUGCAUAGCCAAGCUCAAAGAGUUCUCGAUUCACCAAUACGUGCCGAUCGAUUCGCACGUCCCGUUUCACAAAAUUGUCGCCUGCACCGCGGUAUUUUUCUCCCUGGUGCACAGCGUUGGUCAUUUAGUUAAUUUCUAUCACAUUUCGACCCAACCGCUUGAGCAUUUGCAAUGCCUCACGCCUCAAAUCAAUUUCUCGAACGGAACGAGACCGAGCAUAAAUUUUUGGCUUUUCCGAACCGUAGCAGGAGUAACUGGUAUACUUUUGUUUAUUGUUACAACAAUAAUAUUCAUUUUUUCGUAUCCAACGAUAAGGAAAAAAGCAUACAAAUAUUUCUGGCGAACACAUAUGCUUUAUGUGUUACUGUAUCUACUUUGCCUUGUACAUGGAAUAGGAAGAUUGACAGCCUCUCCGACUUUUUGGACAUUUUUCAUAAUACCAGGAUCAAUCUUUAUUUUUGAUAAGUUGUUGAGCGUACGUACAAUGAGUCAACCACUAGAAAUACUUGCUACGGAGAUUUUGCCGUCAGACGUCAUAAUGAUCAAGUUUUUCCGGCCACCGAACCUGAGAUAUUUAUCCGGCCAGUGGGUACGAUUAGCGUGUGCCGACUUUAAUCCCAGAGAGUUUCACGCUUUCACCCUCACAUCGGCACCUCACGAAGAUUUUUUGUCGUGCCACAUAAAAGCGCAGGGCCCUUGGACGUGGAAGCUUCGAGAUUAUUUCGAUUCAUGCAACUUCAAUACCGACGUAGGAGAACCAAAGCCAAAGUAUGUUUACAUCGACGGGCCUUUCGGUGGAGGAAAUCAAGAUUGGUACAAAUUUGAAGUCGCUGUUUUGAUCGGCGGUGGUAUCGGUGUCACUCCGUACGCUUCGGUGCUCAAGGACCUCGUUCACAAUUCCUCGACAAACCGAUUUACAGGAUUCGCAUGCAAAAAAGUAUAUUUUAUAUGGGUUUGCUCAUCGCACAAACAUUUCGAAUGGUUCAUCGAUGUACUUCGUGAAGUUGAAAUGGAUGACGAACAACGUAAGAAGAAGAAAGAUGAGCAAAGUGAGGAGAAUAAAGAUGAACAAAGUAAGAAGGAGGAAGACGAACAGAGUAAGAUAGAGGAAGACGAACAGAGUAAGAUGGAGGAAGACGAACAGAGUAAGAUGGAGGAAGACGAACAGAAUAAAAUGGAGGAAAACAAACAAAGUGAGAAGAAGAAAGACAAACAAAGUGAGAAGAAGGAAGACGAAAGGUUGCUAGAUGUUCACAUUUUCAUCACACAGUUUUUCAAUAAAUUUGAUUUGAGAACAACGAUGUUGUACAUCUGCGAGCAACAUUUGAUCCCAGUGAAAUGUAAGAGUAUUUUCACUGGUCUGAGGGCGAAAAAUCAUUUCGGUAGACCAGAUUUGUGCGCAUUUCUCAGAUACGUUCAAAACAAACAUCCGAACCUUGAAGAAGUUGGAGUAUUUAGUUGCGGACCAUCACCACUCACAAAAGGUGUCAUGUCAGCCUGUGAAGAGGUGAAUAUCACGCGCAAGGCUCCCUCUUUCGUUCAUCACUUCGAAAAUUUUGGUUGAAUUUUACUCGUUACAUUGUACCCAUCACUGCUGCAAUCAAAUUCUUUUUCAUUGAAAAAGUGUUUUAUAUAUUUGCAAAUUCAUACGUAAAUGUACAGUCGUGCCAUUUCAAUAUUUUACUUGAUAGAGGAAAAUUAUUGUUACAUUAUUGAUAAUUAGAAGGUUCAUGCAGAAGUUUCUCAGUUGAUUAAUGAAACAUACGUCCAUCUGUUUUAUGAUUCACUGUUUGCUGAAUGUAAUAAGUAGCUUUUUACUUACUCGUCACUCGACAGAAACAUUUAGUUAUUCAACAGAUGCGGUUGUAACAUUUUAAGAGAAUGCACUGUAAACAAAUUUUAUUCAAAUAAGUAAUGUUGCACCGAGUUGUAUAUUCGGAUCAGAGAUAAUGUCUUGAGCUGGUCUCCUUUUAUCAUUCAGGUAAUAUACCGAUAACUGUAUCUCAGAUCCCAAUAUUGCAUUCACGCGAGAAAGUCUUAGUUUUAAUUAAAAAGUGACGUAUCUUGGGUUAAAGUAAGAAUAAAUGAAUUUUUUUGUUUUAUAAUUCAUACGAAUAAUUAGACACAAUCUGCAAGAAAACGUUAUAAAUUCAGCUAUUUAAUCAAAUGAAUUAGCUACUUUGAGUAUUAGUAAUUUAGUAUAGUUUUACAAUUAUAAGCGUGUACUUAAUAUUCAACAGUAGAUAAAAUAUCAUGCAUUUUAAUUAUGUAUCGAAACAAAGAAGUAAUUGGACGUUUCAAUUGUUCGAAUACUCUUUUCAACUAUCUUUACCCAAUCUUUUUAUGCUGUGCUCAUAUAUAAUACGUUUAUCGAUUCGUACCGAUGGUCUAUAUUAUUUUAUGUCUCUUGCAUUUACUGUCGGUUUAAAUGAUGCUCAGCUCAUGAAUAACGAAAAUUUUAUAAUUAUACUGACUAUUUUAUAACCACCUGAUACUUAGUAAGUUGUACAUUUUGUAAAGUAUUGUUAUUUUAUAGUAAAAAAAUAUAUGAACUGUACAUAUGUAAUAAA
Molecule: messenger RNA, 6173 nt
Organism: Trichogramma pretiosum
Lineage: Eukaryota; Metazoa; Arthropoda; Insecta; Hymenoptera; Trichogrammatidae
Gene: Duox
Product: dual oxidase
Exons: 20
Coding region: 317-5167 (1616 amino acids)
Biological process (GO): superoxide anion generation; defense response; response to oxidative stress
Cellular component (GO): plasma membrane; NADPH oxidase complex
Molecular function (GO): calcium ion binding; superoxide-generating NAD(P)H oxidase activity; peroxidase activity
Source: RefSeq, a predicted model, not a curated record